Drosophila elegans is the source of this 2629-nucleotide messenger RNA. RefSeq lists its product as uncharacterized. The transcript has 3 exons. NCBI's taxonomy places the organism in Eukaryota, Metazoa, Arthropoda, Insecta, Diptera, Drosophilidae. The record is from RefSeq and is a predicted model, not a curated record. The coding region runs from base 1330 to 2418 and encodes 362 amino acids.
CGUUGGCGGGCGGAACUCAAAGCGUUCGCAGCUGAUCGGCGGCACCGAAAAGAAAGAGACGCUAGACGCCAGUUAGAGCGAGACGGCGAGCUGGGAAGCCUCUGAGUGCGAGCGGGAGAGCGGCACAUACAUAUCUACUAUCUGUCUGCGGAAAAGAUCGCUGUGUUUUCCCUUCUCUGUUUUGGUUUGCCAACCCAUAAAACUCUGUUUUUUGUGUGUGGUGUUUUCUUUUUGUGUCCCUGUUUUUUUUGUGCCCUAUAAAGUGGCAGAGUGUGUGCCACAUUCAAGUGUCACCAGCGGAAAAGUCCUAAGAGUCGGGAAAUUGAGAAAGCGAACGGGAACGCUUUUGGGAGCGGAUCAACUAAAAAUAGCAGAACAUAAAAGAGAGAGGGAAUGCUGAAAAAAAGAAGCCAAAAAUAAUUGAAGCGUGGGCAGCAUCAGCAUCCAAAGCGAAGGACAGUGAAGCCAGGCUACCAGCUACGCAAAUAAUAAGUAAAUCAAAUAAUAAAUUAUUAUCGUUAAAAGAAAUACAGGGAGACCAUUGAAAAUAAACUAAAUCCAACAGACAAAGGAAUAAAAAAGUCAAAUAUUAAAUCAAAUAGCUCAAGUUUCAAUGAUACAAAUCAAUUAAAUUGAAUGAAAUUCAAUAAGCAAUAAAAUGAUAAUGCAAAUAAAUAAAAUAGCUAAAGAUUCCAAAGAUUUAUUUCCUUAAACUUGUGCCAUAAUUAAACAAUCAUAAAACAAUAAAUUAAAAUCAAGAAAGCAUUAUAAGCAAACCAAAACCAAAAAAAUGAAACAAUAAAUACAUAACUAAAAAUUUAAAAGAUAUUUCCCUAAACUUGUGUCAUCAUAAAUUACUUAACAACAACCAUUUUUAAAAGCAACAUAACAAAACUAAAUAAUUUAAGCGAGGAAAGGUCAUAUAGACAAACCAAGUCCAACAAACAGAAAUAAAUAAUAAUAAUAAAUUAAUAAUAAAAUAAAAUAGCUAAACUUGUAUAGAAAAGAAAACAUAUAAAAAAAUAGUUAAGAACAUCAUUUUCAAUAAAUUAAAAACAAAAAAUCAUUUAACGAAUGCUGCCUGUACACACAUAGUUGAGAUAAACAAUAAAUUGGCCAAAGGCCAACAAAAAAGAGCAAGCCAAAGAUCAGCCGUGAAUGAAGAAGAAGCAGCAGCAGCAUUAGAUAAAGUCAGUUCAAACAAGAGAACGGACAACCAACAGGUGGAAGGAAACGGAGACCCCAAAAGAUCAAAAAUCAAGAGAGAAACCCAAGGAAACCGUAAGGAAAACACAAAUAAAACAAAGGGCAACCAGCUGAUGAGCUGCAAUGUCCCAGGAAGCUGAAGAUGGGGACGAUGCCUUGCAGGAAGAGGACACUGUGGAGGAGGCCUUGGAUCCCCUGGCCAACUUGCUAAGUCUCAAGCUAAAGAAGCCAUCGCAUUGGAACUGGGAGCUGAGCACCUCUCGCAGCUGUAGCAACAUUGCUCUGCCGCGGAUUCUGCUCUACGAUCACUCCGGCAAUCUUCUGGUGAAUGCCGAUGGCCAAAAGGAGGAGACCUUCACGUCCAGAGACUCCCAGCGAAGACGCAAGCGUUCGGCCACCUCCAAUUUGAGCUUGGAGCGCAACUUCCAUGGCCUGCGAAUAGCAGAGGCCACGCCCUCGGCCACGCCCAUUUCGAGCAGGGAGAGGAGCCAUCACCAUGGCAGCUGCAUAGACUUCAGCACCCACGAACUGCCCAAUUGGGAGCCAUCGGUGAGCUCCAGGCGCUCCAGUUCGCUGCGCGGAGUGCGCUUCCAGGAGUUCCAGGAAUCUGGCCAAGAGGAUCUGCCGGUGUACCCCACUCCGCCCUCGACUUCCACCCUGAACUCCUCGAGUUCGGGUCCGCGGGAGAAGAGACGCUACCGGCGGUCGCAGAGCUCCAUCCUGGAGCGAUUCAGCCUGUCCAAGGGGCGCCACUCGUCGCCGGAAUUCGCCACGGAGGAGGAGGUGGCGAAGGCGCCGCGAUACUACCUGCGAACCAGCAAGGCGGGCACCCUGGUCAUCCGCGAGGAUAGCUUCAGUUCGCAGAAGAUGCGCCACCGACGUCGUCGUCCGCCCAAGCACUCCUCCAGCGAGAAUAUCCUGCAGGAGGAUCACCACCAGGCAGCCGCUACCAGUGUCGUGCAGGCCACGAUGCGCAGGCGGCCACAGGCGGAGCAGAGGACACUCCUCCAGUCUACCUCCGAGGACGAAAGGGAUCUGCAGCAGGAGCAGCAGAAGCAGCAGGAGCAGCAGGCAUCUGGGGCACGCAGGUCCAGGGGCAGGCCCAGGAACACGAGCCAACGCAGCUGCGGUAAGGAUGCAGCCAAGGAGCUCAUCACCGUGGAUCCCGACAAUUGUGUGUAUCGAGCAGCGCCGGGCGCCACCGCACGAUAGAAGAAAGUCACCAAAAUCCCCAAGAAAGCCACCGAAGAAAGCCACAUAAGGAAUCCACCCAAAAAAGCCAACCAAAUAGAAGAGAAUUGCUCUAGAGAAACGCAGAAACAGUCAGGAAAUAAGGGCAGUACGAGAACAGACAAACUAGAGUUCCUCCUUGUGAUGUAAGACGAUAAAACAAAUGCAAAUAAAACAAAUAUAUAAAACUGAA